AUGCAGCCCGAAAGCAGCCGACGGUGGGCCGACAUGACAGACGACGACGAUCAGGCGACCGGCUGGGACUUCGAAGCGUUCAAGAAGGACUACCUGGCGAGGAGAUGCCUGGAAAACCUCCCCGACAACCGCACCUCGACGGGACACGACCCCGCCCUCCGGCGCGAAGCCAAGAACACGCCGACGGAAGAAGGCAUCACGGCCCCCAAAAAGCCACUGCCGCGCCAGCCACGAUGGACGGCCGACGACGAGAGAGCCCUGGAUCGUGCUUUCCAGCGAGCAGAGGCACCGGAGAGAAUGCCGCUGAACCAUCUCACGAAGGACCGGCCGCGCGACGAGGGGGGGGCCGAGACGGACUCCGACCACGACACGGAGCCCGGACCCAGCGUCGAGGAGCACUUUCGGGGCAAGCUGGCCAUCAAGAAGAUGUCAGGCGACGGCAACUGCCUCUUCCACGCGCUCGGAGAGAACACCGGCGAGAGAGGGGCAUGCCUCCGAGCCCUAAUCAUCCAGUACCUCAGAGAGAACGCAGAAGCCGAAGAAGACGAAGAGCAAGUGCAGGCCUGGCUACAGGAAAGCCAAUACCUCCAAAGCGAUCCGGGUCACUGGGGCGGCGACACGGCCAUCAUCGCUUUCCCCCGCAUGAGGCAGCAGCGAGUCCUUUUGCACUGGCGGACGCCAAACGGCGACAUCCUCACGAGCGAGCGCACGCACUCGGACGUGGACGAAGCAGCCCCACGCGGGCCGCACGCAGCACCGAACGCCACGGAAGUGAUCCAUCUCUGGUACAACGGCAGGGACCACUACGACCUGCUGGUGCCCAUA
This is a messenger RNA of Symbiodinium sp. CCMP2592, 825 nucleotides long. Lineage: Eukaryota; Dinophyceae; Suessiales; Symbiodiniaceae. The record is from the annotation of a GenBank genome assembly.